This is a messenger RNA of Psylliodes chrysocephalus, 1044 nucleotides long. The record is from the annotation of a GenBank genome assembly. Lineage: Eukaryota; Metazoa; Arthropoda; Insecta; Coleoptera; Chrysomelidae.
AUGUAUAAAACACAAGUGUUAAAUAGUAUUUUUGAUGGAAUUAGAAAUGCAAAAAAGUGCACCAAGAAUUUGGUUUUACUAGUUACUACCCGUUGGGGUUUACACUUGUUUUGCUUACAAUCGAUGGCUGUUUGUAAAGAAAGUUUGCAAACUUUGGCUGUGAAAGAAGAGGCUGGUAAUAUAUUGGGCCUCGAUAAAAAACAAACGCUUUUGGAUGACGAAAUUUUCUGGGUGUGUACAGAAAGUACCAAAGCUCUUGUGGAGCCAGUAGUCAACUGGAUUUUAAAGUUAGAAAGCAACGAAGAUACAAUACAUCUAUGUUUUAAAGCAUUCAGUGAAAUUCAAGAAAGCUUAGCGAAAAACUUACCACUCUCAGUAUUACAGAAAAAUGAGGGAAAAAAUUUUAUGGAUAAAUAUUUGGAAAGAAAAUCUUAUGCGCUUACAUCUAUCCAUAAAGCCUCUUGUCUAUUAGAUUCAAAGGCGCAAGGUUGUUACUUAAGUUCUGAAGAACAACUCGAUGCCAUUGAAUACAUAGUUAGCUUCGCAAGAAGUUCACAUUUCUCUGAUGAUACCAUUUCUCCAAUAAUUGAUCAUGAACAGUUGCUUGUUGAAAUUGCCAAUUAUAGAGCGCACGAAGGUAUGUGGGCGAAAGAUUUCAUUUGGACUGCUUCACAGAAUGUAACACCUGUCGUUUGGUGGAAGGGAAUCAUUGGACAGAACAAUCAGCUAUCAAAAGUGGCAGUAAAAAUUCUUUCUGUUCCUGCUACUUCAGCUUCGACUGAGCGAACUUUUUCCACAUUUUCUGCAGUUCACACAAAGAAAAGGAACAAGCUAACAACUCCGCGUGCAAUAAAAUUAACGUACAUCGCCCAUUACUGGCGAACGCGUAACAAAGCAAAGACAGCUGUAUGGGAUGUACCACUUGACAAAAACGAGUGUCCGUCUACUUCCAGUUUGACUCAAGUAACUGAAAGUGUUCAGCAUUUUAACAUGAUAGUGCCGGAAGCAGAGAUACCUGGACUUUCAGGAUUUCAAAAUUACUAA